This is a messenger RNA of Patiria miniata (bat star), 2360 nucleotides long. Its product is annotated as tRNA (guanine(26)-N(2))-dimethyltransferase-like. NCBI's taxonomy places the organism in Eukaryota, Metazoa, Echinodermata, Asteroidea, Valvatida, Asterinidae. The coding region runs from base 418 to 2184 and encodes 588 amino acids. Gene Ontology annotation, biological process: tRNA N2-guanine methylation. Gene Ontology annotation, cellular component: nucleus. Gene Ontology annotation, molecular function: RNA binding. The transcript has 15 exons. The record is from RefSeq and is a predicted model, not a curated record.
ACGCGGCGCAAGGGUGGUACUUUUGCCUGGGUACGUCCUCAUCAGUCACUUGCGCCGUCAACUGCGCAUAGUCGCGUCGUGCCGAUUAUCGCGUUGUGCCCUGGCAUUGUCGAGUCGUGCCGUCGCAUUGCGCACUGUCGCAUCUUGAGUGAACUGUCCAGAGUUUUGCCAGUAGAUGACAACAGGUAUAUAAAGCGCCAUGGUAUAUAUACGAGAGUGCGUACUGUUCAACACUACGCAAACGAGAUUGUACUUGACACUGUUAAUUGUGAAGAGCGCCACCUGUUGUUUGAUUAUCAUGACCAUAUCUCUGCUUGUGUGUCUCAAAAAUCGUUGGAGCAGCUGCAGCACUGCUCUAGCUGCACUGAGACAGCUCGAUGUACCGGUCCGUGUGUAAGCCCCAAAAUCAAACACAACAUGGAGAUGGAUCUUCAUUUGGAAGCACAAACCACUCUGCAAACCACAGGGUCUGAGUCCGUUAACACAGACAGUAUGGACAUGGAACAUGGAGAAAGCCCAGACAAGGAGGCUACUAGUAAGAGUGCCACAGAAACCAGGGGUGCUACACCUGAAACAAUACGGGAAGGCCAGGCUACGAUCAUCUUCCCCUCAUUGAAUGAGGUGUUCUACAAUCCUGUUCAGCAAUUCAACCGAGACCUGACUAUUGCUGUUAUUAGUGUACACGCUGAGCUACAACUUGCUGCCAAAGGAUUGAAAGUUUCAUAUGAGCCCAGAAAUCAAGAGCCUGACACAGCCGACAAUGGUGCAACGUCAACAGAAGGAAGCAACGACCCUAGCGUGGCAACAGACACCUAUCGUCCCGGUGAAUAUUGCCAGGAAGGCCUGUGUGUUCUAGAGGGUUUGUCUGCUACCGGGCUGAGAGGUGUACGAUAUGCCAAGGAGAUCCCGGGAUUAAAAAACAUUGUGGCCAACGACUGGAAUGUCGAAGCAUUCAAAGCAAUUGAACGGAAUAUACAACACAACGGAGUAGAGCACCUUGUCACUGCAAGCCAUGCUGAUGCAUCGCUUCUCAUGAAUCAAUAUCGGCUGAGUGACCGUGUGGACGUUGUGGAUUUAGACCCUUACGGCAGCCCAGCUAAGUUUCUGAAUGGCUCAAUGCAAGCUGUGAAGGACGGCGGGAUUCUCUGUGUGACCUGUACAGACAUGGCGGUGCUGUGUGGUAAUCGUAGUGAAGCUUGCUAUGCCAAAUAUGGAGCUAUGUCACUCAGGACAAAGUACUGCCAAGAAAUGGCCUUACGUAUUGUUCUGCAUUCCAUAGAGACCCAUGCUAAUCUGCAUCAUCGAUAUAUUGAACCUCUCCUAUCUGUCAGCAUUGACUUCUACAUCCGACUCUUUGUACGAGUGCAUACCAGCCAGUCAAAGGUCAAGCACUCGGCUGCCAAGAAAGCUCUGGUGUAUCACUGUGAGGGAUGCGAUAACUUCCAUCUUCAGAGAAUGGGCCGAGUGAUUCCAAUUGGGACAGAUGCCAAGAACUUCAAGUACAAGAAUACGUAUGGACCACCCGUCGGCACAAAAUGUGAAAACUGCAACUCCAGAUUCUUACUAGGAGGACCGCUAUGGGUAGAACCAAUCCAUGAUCCUGACUUUGUGAAGAAACUCUUGUCACAUGUCAACGCCCACUCAGAUCGUUUCCAUACCAGUCCAAGGAUGAAAAGUAUCCUGACACUCGUCAGCGAGGAGCUUUUGGACUGUCCCUUCUAUCACAAGUUCAGCCAGCUCUUUCAUCAUGUCCGCAGUGCCUGCCCGCCAAUGAAGAAGUUCCGUUCUGCGUUGUUGAACGCCGGCUACCAAGUGUCUUUGUCACACAUCACAGCUGAAGCCGUCAAGACAAAUGCUCCUCAUUCUGUCAUCUGGGAUAUUGUCAAAGAGUGGGUGAAGCAAAAUCCCACUCCAAGGAAACGGAAGCUAGAGGAGGACUGCAUCAGUAAUGUCAUAUUGAACAAAGAGGCAAGGAUCACAGUGUCAUUUGAUGUCAGGCAGGACGCAAUGCCGAUGUCACACAAACAGGGAAUGACGAGAUUUCCUGCCAAUCCAGCACCAAACUGGGGCCCCAAGGCCAGAGCUAAACCAUCGUCUUCAUCAGAAACUCUGGAGGAGAAGCGAGCAAGGUUACAGGACAAGCGAGCAAAGCCCAAGGAACCAAGAACACAGACUGAGACAUGACCCCGCUGGAAAACUCACUGUCUCUGAGUUUGCUGUAAAUAUGAACAACUAUGAAAUGCAAUUAAAGGCAAUAUACAACAUUUGCUUUUGCUGUAAUUUUCAGAAAUGAGUGGAUUUGGGGGUUAGUAUUUUAAAACAAAUAUUGUAAUACUGUCUUUUUUUCCCGUUUUUGGUUG